Messenger RNA from Saccostrea cuccullata (small rock oyster), 2979 nucleotides. Its product is annotated as alpha-(1,3)-fucosyltransferase 10-like. Lineage: Eukaryota; Metazoa; Mollusca; Bivalvia; Ostreida; Ostreidae. Gene Ontology annotation, cellular component: membrane. The record is from RefSeq and is a predicted model, not a curated record. Bases 73 to 1488 code for a protein of 471 amino acids. The transcript is spliced from 6 exons. Gene Ontology annotation, molecular function: alpha-(1->3)-fucosyltransferase activity.
GUGACCAGAUUAAUCGGUGACUGACGAUUUUUCUCCAAUCUUUCCAUCAUCAAAUGAGAUAAUACUUGGAGAAUGCGCGUUAAAAAUGCAUUUAAAUUGUUUAUAUUGUGUUUUGUCCUCAUAUUUUUUGCUAUUUUUAUUGCGAUGAUGCUGUACGGCGGAGAGAAUUAUGAUGGAGAUAACCAUGUCUUUCAACCACAUUAUGAUGACCCAGAAGAUUUAAAUCCAGAUGAGGAGAAAAAGAAAUCAGAGGAGAAAAUAACGGAGCCAAUCAUUCUUUGGUGGACUCCAUUUACUGGGGAACCUGGAAGGUACAAGAAGUGUGGAAAUGUUAAGUGUUACUUCACAGUUAACAGGCACUACAGGAAUAACCCACAGACAAAAGUGUUCAUGUUUUAUGGAACAGACUUUAAAUACUUUGACUUACCACUGCCAAGGAAACCCCACCAUGAAUGGGCCCUCCUUCAUGAGGAAUCUCCCAAAAAUAACUUCUUGUUCUCCUUUGAGGAGGUUAUGACCUUGUUCAAUCACACCUGCACAUUUAGGAGAGAGUCGGACUACCCAAUCACCACCCAGUAUAUAGACAGUGUUGCCUGGUUGUUCAGCUCCAUGUUUCUUCUGUCUGCCAAAGAGAAGACAGAACAAUCCAGGGCUCUACACCUGGCCCCGAUGAUCUAUGCACACAGUGACUGUGGUACACCCUCUGACAGGGAUGGCUUUGUAUAUAAACUGAUGAACCACAUCAAGAUUGAUUCUUAUGGCUCCUGUCUACAUAACAAAAAAUUACCUGAUCAUCUGAGGGAUCCAUUAAAAGGAAUGUUUCAUGAUGAUUUCUACAAACUUAUUGCUAAGUAUAAAUUUGCCGCUGCGAUGGAGAAUGGUAUUUGUAAUGACUACGUGACAGAGAAGUUGUGGCGGCCAUUGUUUGUGGGAACUAUUCCUAUUGUCAUUGGUUCACCACGGAUCAAGGAUUUGCUUCCCUCCAAUAAAUCUGCCAUUAUUGUGGAUGACUUUGAUUCGAUAGAGGAUCUGGCUAAAUACCUUAAAUUCUUAGAUGAAAAUGAUGAGGAAUAUGACAAAUAUAUGGAAUGGAAGAAAACAGGAAUAAAAAAUCAGUAUUUAUUAAAAAUUCUUAAAGAGAGAGAGUGGGCCAUUAAUGAUUACACCAGCAACGAUGCAAUAAACUUCAUUGAUGGAUUUGAGUGUUUUGUCUGUAAAAGAAUACAUGAAAAUAUACAACGUGAGAAAAAAGGCAAAGAAAAAUUAAAAUUUCAAGCAACUGUUGAUCAUUAUGGCUGUCCAGCUCCAUCAAAGUUCGAUGACAAUGGUAAAAGGACUUUGAAAAAUGAUGACUGGGGUUAUGAAUACCUCAACAGUAAAUAUUAUGCAAAAGCAUUAAGGUUUCAUUUAGAUAUGAAUAAAACUAUAGAUCGUAGUAGUAUAGCCAGCACUGCAAAUCGAUUCAGAGCAGCAGGGGAUCUUAGAUGACAAUAACUGUACAAUAUCAUCUUUGUCUUUUUAUUUAUAUUUGGUUCCUUCUUUUUGGAUGUAUUUUAAAUCAAAGAAAAAUUAUCAAAGAUUUGCUCAAAUAUUUUUUAGGUAUUUCAGAAACUUUUAUAAUUUGCUGUACAAAACUUUUAGUUUUUAUGUACAAAGAAACGUAUAUUGGCUGUAUAGAACUUUUUGUCCUCCAUGUAUAAUAAGAACAUGUACACACAUUAUAUAUUUAUACUUUUGAUCUGAGAUCAGAUUUCUAUAGAUAUGUAAUUUAUUUUUUUUCUUGUUUAAAAUGUUUACAUAUAUAUCCAAAAACUGUUAUUCAUUUAUAGCAUUUAUUUCUGCAAAAAGUACAUGUAGGAUGUUACAUUCCUAAAAUAUUAACAACUUUUUGUAUUAUCCUUAUCUGUUUGAAAGCAAUAUUUUUGUGCAUUGUACAAUAUUUGGCUUCUGCCUUUUUAGCUCACCUGAGCCGAAGGCUCAAGUGAGCUUUUCUGAUCAAAAUUUGUCCGUCGUUGUCGUCGUCGUCGUCGUUGUAAACUUUUCACAUUUUCAUCUUCUUCUCAAGAACCACUGGGCCAAUUUCAACCAAACUUGCUACAAAGUAUCCUUGGGUAAAGGGGAUUCAAGUUUGUUCAAAUGAGGGGUAACGCCCUUUACCAAGGGGAGAUAAUUAUGAAUUAGAGAAAAAUUAAUGGUGUUUUUUAAAAAUCUUCUCAAGAACCACUGGGCCAGGAAAGAUGAAACUCAUGUUGAAUCAUCCUCAGGUAGUGUAGAUUCAAGUUUGUUCAAAUCAUGACCCCCGGGGGAAGGGUGGGGCCAAUAUGGCUGAUCAAAGUUUUACAUAGGAGUAUAUAGGAAAAAUCUUUAAAAAUCAUCUUCUAAAGAACCACUGGGCCAGGAAAGAUGAAACUCAUGUGGAAUCAUCCUCAGGUAGUGUAGAUUCAAGUUGUUCCAAAUCAUGUCCCCUGGGGGUAGGGUGGGGCCAAUAUGGCCGAUCAAAGUUUUACAUAGAAGUAUAUAGGAAAAAUCUUUAAAAAUCUUCUUCUCAAGAACCAAUAGGCCAGGAAAGAUGAAAGUCAGGUGGAAUCAUCCUCAGGUAGUGUAGAUUCAAGUUUGUUCAAAUCAUGACCCCCGGGGUAGGGCGGGGCCACAAUAGGGAAUCCAGGUUUAACAUAGGAAUAUAUAGGAAAAAUCUUUAAUAAUCUUCUUCUAAAGAUGCAUAGAAACAGGAAAGAUGAAACUCAUGUGGAAUCAUCCUCAGGUAGUGUUGAUUCAAGUGGGUUCAAAUCAUGACCCUUGGGAGUAGGGUGGGGCGAAUAUGGCUGAUUAAAGUUUUACAUAGGAAUAUAUAGGGAAACCUUUUAAAAUCUUCUUUUCAAGUACUUCAAAGCCAUGAUUAGUAAUAUUUAUAUAUAUCAUCCUAAGGUAAUGUAGAUUCUAGUUCGUUCAAAUCAUGAUCCCCUGGGGGGUAUAAAUUAA